Molecule: messenger RNA, 908 nt
Organism: Pyrgilauda ruficollis (rufous-necked snowfinch)
Lineage: Eukaryota; Metazoa; Chordata; Aves; Passeriformes; Passeridae
Gene: NIP7
Product: nucleolar pre-rRNA processing protein NIP7
Exons: 4
Coding region: 79-708 (209 amino acids)
Biological process (GO): ribosome assembly; ribosomal large subunit biogenesis
Cellular component (GO): nucleus; preribosome, large subunit precursor; nucleolus
Molecular function (GO): RNA binding
Source: RefSeq, a predicted model, not a curated record
GCCGGGACCGGGAGGAUCGGGCACGGGGACCGGCAGGAAUGAGCACGGGAACCGGGCGGGACCGGGCGCGGAGAAGGGAUGGGCACCGGCAAGGCUGGGCUGGCUGGGUCCCGCGGAACGGGGAGACCGAGGGUGUGGUGGCACCGGGGAUCGGGCGGGAGCCGGCACGGCCGGUACGGCGGCAGGAGGGGCGGGCCGGGCUCACGGCUCUGUCCCUGCAGCAUCGGGGAGAACAUCCAGCUGCUGGUGGACCGGCCCGAUGGCACCUACUGCUUCCGCCUGCACCGGGACCGCGUGUACUACCUGAGUGAGAAGCUGCUGAAGCUGGCGGCCAGCGUCCCCCGGGAGAGCCUGGUGGCCCCGGGCACCUGCUUCGGGAAGUUCACCAAGUCCCAGAAGUUCCGGCUCAGCGUCACGGCCCUGGAUUUCCUGGCGCCCUACGCCAAGUACAAGGUGUGGGUGAAGCCAGGCUCGGAGCAGUCCUUCCUCUACGGGAACCACGUGCUGAAGUCGGGGCUGGGCCGCAUCACGGAGAACACGGCGCAGUACCAGGGUGUCGUGGUGUAUUCCAUGGCCGACGUCCCGCUGGGCUUCGGGGUGGCUGCCAAGUCCACGCAGGAGUGCCGGAAGGUCGACCCCUUGGCCAUCGUGGUGUUCCACCAGGCUGAUGUUGGGGAGUACGUGCGGAACGAGGACACGCUGACAUAAGGGACCCUCGGGCACCCCAGGGACUCUGCUCUGUGAGUGUGCCGGGCUGGAAUGGACUUUGUUGUGCACCGUGGGUGCGGGAAGCCCACGCAGAGUGGGAGGGAAACGUGGGGAGCUGCCAGCACAGAGCCCUCAGGGAGCUGCUGCCAGCACGGGAGGGGGGGCCCUGGCCCCAGCCCUGUCACAUAAAGCCUGAUCCU